CCUGAUUCAAAUUAACACAAAACAAUAAAAAAACAACAAAAAAUGGCUCCUCAAACAGAAUUCGUUUCGAAAACCCAACAUUACCUCAAAGUCAAGAAACCUUUAUUGGAACGCCAAAGACGUGCCCGCAUGAACAAGUGUUUGGAUGCUCUCAAAGAAUUGGUAGCCGAAUUCCAGGGCAACGAUGCCAUUUUGCGUAUGGACAAAGCUGAAAUGUUGGAAUCCGCAUUGGAAUUCAUGAAGACUCAGGUGAAACCACAAGAACAGCAGCAAACCACAAGUCUACAAUUACCCGCCAUGGUGCCAAUGGACAGUUUCCGUAACGGUUACAUGAAUGCUGUCAAUGAAGUUUCUCGUGUUAUGGCCGGCACUCCUGGCAUCAAUGUCAACAUCGGUAAGGCCGUUAUGACCCAUUUGGGUUCCGAAUUCAAUCGUUUGCUGCAACAGACCACAGUACCAGUUGUCAGGGAUGAAGUGGCCGAAGCCAACAAAGUUAACAUUAAAGCUCCCAUGAGUCCAGCCUCAUCGGGCUACUGCAGUGACAAUGAAGAACAACAAUCGUCACAAGGAUCACCAAACAGUACCAUCUCCAGCAGCAGCUCCUCCAUGUGGCGUCCUUGGUAA
Musca vetustissima is the source of this 624-nucleotide messenger RNA. RefSeq names its product enhancer of split m5 protein-like. Gene Ontology annotation, molecular function: DNA-binding transcription factor activity, RNA polymerase II-specific; protein dimerization activity; RNA polymerase II cis-regulatory region sequence-specific DNA binding. The record is from RefSeq and is a predicted model, not a curated record. Lineage: Eukaryota; Metazoa; Arthropoda; Insecta; Diptera; Muscidae. The transcript has a single exon. Gene Ontology annotation, cellular component: nucleus. Gene Ontology annotation, biological process: anterior/posterior pattern specification; regulation of neurogenesis; regulation of transcription by RNA polymerase II. Bases 43 to 624 code for a protein of 193 amino acids.